AGGCAAUUGUACAUGUUGAACAGUUGUUGUUUAUCAAGAUCGAUUUUUCAUAUAAAAGAGAAGCACUUAUUAAAUGAAUAACAGAACGUCUUAUGUAAUUCGCUUCAAAAUGUUAUUCAGAAAAAAUUUGCUUCUGCUCCUGAUAAUGGUCAAUUAUGAUCUGGCCUAUAGUGCUGUCACGCUAGAGGUGGACGUCAGUUCAAAUAAUCACACGAUCUCACCAUACAUAUACGGCACAUCAUUCUUCAACGAUGUUGAAUUCGGCAAAGAGAUCAAUUUGACGGUCGACAGAUUUGGCGGCAACUCUGUCACUAGGUACAACUGGAAGAACGACGUAUCCAACCGUGCUUCCGACUGGUUCUUUGAGAACUUAUUGGAAGACAACAAAAAUCCGGAGAAACUGCCCGACGGAUCCAUGAGCGACCUGUUCAUCGAAAAAGACAAGUUGAUGGGUGCACGCAGCAUGCUCACUAUUCCCCUUAUCGGCUGGACGCCAAAGGACAGAGAAAAACGUUGCGGCUUCAGUGUCAAGAAGUACGGUCCUCAGAACCGAACGGACCGAUGGAUGCCCGACUGCGGUAACGGAAAGAAACCCGAUGGUAAGACACUAAUUACCGGCAACGAUCCCGCCGACACCUCAAUCAAAAUUAACAGCACGUUUGCUAAGGAAUGGGUCCAGCAUCUGAUCAAAAAGUACGGCACCGCAGAUCAGGGCGGAGUGCUUUUUUACCAGAUGGACAACGAGUACGACCUGUGGCACACUACCCACCAGGACGUCCAUCCACAGCCAGCCACAACUGAUGAGAUCAUCAAACUCACUGAGGAGUACGCAUUGGCCGUUAAAGAAGUGGAUCCAUCUGCAUUGACUCUUGGACCAGUUGGAUGGGGAUUUGUGUCGAUUUUACGUUCGGCCCUGGAUUGGACCAACAGGACUAGUAAAGACAGAGAAAGCCACGAAAACCUGGAUUUCGGACCAUACUAUUUGAAGACAAUGAAGCAAUUGGAAUUAAAUCACUCGAAACGACUCCUUGAUUACCUCGACCUCCAUAUAUACCCACAAGCGGACAACGUGUUUGUUGACAGUGCAGACCCGGAGGUAAUGGCAGUGAGACUCAGAUCAACUCAGGCCUUGUGGAACCCCGACUACAUAGACGAGAGCUGGAUCAAGAACAUGGGCGAACCGAAUAACCGGGUGCAACUAAUUCCCAGGAUGAAAAAGGCCAUCGAAACUUACUAUCCAGGUACCAAAAUAGCCAUCACCGAAUACAACUGGGGCAAUUUAAAGGUUAUGAACGGCGCCCUCGCACAGGCUGACGUACUUGGUAUUAUGGGAAGAGAGGGCGUUGACGUGGCUCUUCUCUGGGGACCGAAAAAUGCGACAGAGCCAUGGGCGUAUGCUUUCAGGAUGUACCGCAACUACGACGGAAAGGGUUCUCAGUUCGGUUCUAUUAGUGUUAGUGCAAAAUCGAGUGACGAACAGACGCUUGCAAUUUACGCUUCAAUCCGACCGUCAGACAAAAAGUUGACUGUUAUUGCCAUCAACAAAGACCCAACCAACGAAAUUGACACGAAGAUCGAGAUCAAGAACUUCGACAUCUCGGACAGUACUAAAGCCUAUACGUACAGUCAGAACAAUCUAACCAAGAUUGUGGAAAGUAUUGCCACUGUGGUCAACAAUGCCAUUGAACACAAAUUCCCCGCUUAUUCGAUCACAUUAUUCGAAGUGGCCGGUAAAUAAUUUUUCUUGUGUUUAUAGAAAACAUCAAUAGCCGAUGUUCGUAUAAUUGAGUAUAUCUAUAUAAGUAAUGCAUCAAAUAAAGUUAUAAAAAUAA
Messenger RNA from Agrilus planipennis (emerald ash borer), 1832 nucleotides. Its product is annotated as endoglucanase A-like. Bases 74 to 1738 code for a protein of 554 amino acids. NCBI's taxonomy places the organism in Eukaryota, Metazoa, Arthropoda, Insecta, Coleoptera, Buprestidae. The record is from RefSeq and is a predicted model, not a curated record. The transcript has 6 exons.